Molecule: messenger RNA, 574 nt
Organism: Saprolegnia diclina VS20
Lineage: Eukaryota; Oomycota; Saprolegniomycetes; Saprolegniales; Saprolegniaceae
Exons: 3
Coding region: 66-494 (142 amino acids)
Source: RefSeq, a predicted model, not a curated record
GGUAAUUUGGCACGACCAGCACUCAGUGUCGGCGCAGCGCCAGUCAGAUUCGGAGGCCGCGAGUGAUGUUUGACGAAGACAGCGAUGGCAUGAGCGACGGUGGCGUCGUCGACGACCGCGUCUGGAUGGAGAAGGAGUCGCUCGCCAUGGAGCGCCGGUCACGCACGGUCGGCUUCCGUGAAGGGAUCGACGUCGGGAAGGAGCAGAUGUUGCAGGAGGGCUUUGACCACGGCUACAAGGCUGGCGCCGCCAAGGGCUUUGAGAUGGGCACGCUGCAUGGCAUUCUGCGCGCGUUCAAGCAUCAGUUUCCCGCCGACCAUCCAGCGAUGGCCGCGGUGCUUGCGCUAGCCGCCGAGCUCAAGGCGUCCGAGGAAGCCGCCGUGACGGCCGGUGAUAUCCCGGCUGCCUCGUCCAACCAGGAAGCGGCCGUGCUUGCUGCAGUCCCGCUCCCGCUCCCGCACGCGCCAUCGACCAACGACGCACACAAGGAAUAGCAUUAAGAACAGAAUAAGAACGACCGAACGACUACGUAUGGCCCUUGGCGGCCAUGCCCUGAAUCGACUCGAGAGGCGGG